This is a messenger RNA of Petromyzon marinus (sea lamprey), 3430 nucleotides long. The record is from RefSeq and is a predicted model, not a curated record. Lineage: Eukaryota; Metazoa; Chordata; Hyperoartia; Petromyzontiformes; Petromyzontidae.
AAAAACUGUUAAAAAAGAAACGAGUUUUCAAUCAAGAUUUCAAAGUGCAUAGUUUCAGUGGUUUCCUAAUUUCGGAAUGAUUAUGAUGAUCCAGAAGAUGAUCGUGACGAAAAUGAUCACGAUGAUGAUGUAAUUCGAGUAGCGUAAGCGAAACGUGUGUCGGAGUUUAAGAGGGCGGCUUCGUGGAACGUCUCAAAGUGAGAGCAACCGGGAGAGCUGUGACAGUCAAGAGGGCGAACACGGCAGGCGCGCGCGCGAGCGUGGGAGGAGGGGUGAGUCGGCGCGCCGAAACAGCCAUAGGAAGUCCUCGCGAGCGACAGAAAGGAGGAAGUUCAGCACUCGCAACCGCCCACAAACCUCGCGUCCCACUCCUAUCUCAGAGCACCUCCACGUCACUCGAAAGCCACCGCCGCCAACACUUUAGGUUUCCGUUUGCAAGGGGAGGGUUUGAAAGAGAGAGGGAGGGGGGAAUUCUCCCAUCCGCUCCGCCGUGACGCAACGGUGAAAGCGCUGCAGCGAACGCAGCCGUCUCUACUUUCGAUUAGACGGGCUUUCCGACGGAGGGUUUCUCUCGUGGACGAUAUAAACCGAGGCAGGUAUCAUGGAGCUCUCAGAAUCAGCCAGAGGAGCUCAGGGAGCGCAGUCGGUGGAUACUUGGCGUGACUCUCCGCGAGCAACUCGGUUGAAGACGACUCGACGCGACUCAUCGAGACUCAGUGAACGCGAUCGCGCCGUCGUCGUGGGUCACCGUCGUAGCGGCAACUUCUACCGCCAGCACUCACCAAGAGGAGCGGAAUGGAAGCUCGCGGGUCGUGCACGCUCCUGCUCUGCCUCGUGGCCGGAAUGGCCCUGCAGGCGAGCGCCAGGGCGACGGGAAUGGACAUCUGUACGUCCGGAUUUCUGAGCACCGAGCACAUGAAGAAACUCGUGAAGGUCGUGAAUAAAGUUCCAGAUGAUCAGCACAACUUCAGGAUCCUGCCCAACACGGACGAAAUGCGUCACCACGUGCUGAAGCAAGACGAGGCCAGCGUGUGCCUCUUCCGCAAGGCAGUGGCCGAGCUGUACGUGGCCGCCUUCAACGCAGCGGGAACUCUGCACUUCAUGAACAAUGGGGAAGCGAGGAAGGAGCGCGGUACAUUUCACAGCUUCGUUCAACCCAGCUGCGGAACGACGCAGGAAGGCGAACAGGACGCCACAUUCAAGAAAAUCAUGGCAAGACUCGCUGAUGCCAAACGCAAGGUGAGUUUUACAAGUCCCUGCAGUAACAACGCGCACACGGGAACGCGUCCUAGAGGAUUUACGUGGUCAGUCAAUUGCCUGCAGUCCGUCACCGCAAUUGGCCGAACGGCGUGGCGGGAAUACUCAAGGGUCUCACCGUGUCCGCCCGCGUGUUCUUCCCCGUCGACGCAGAUUCCCUCGGACGAGGCGAUGCUCCGCAAGGUGCUCAGAGAGACGGAGCUGCUGCCCAUCGCGUGCACGGAGCGCGCGGAUCGCGAGAAGCCGUCGGGCGGUCGGCGCAGAGGCGGCGGCGGGAAGCGGCAGUGGAGAGUGCAGAAGCCGCACCUCGCAAAGCACCAGCGCAGAAUCUCGUGGCAGUGAGCCGCCCUCCGUCGCCGCUGCUGCUGCUGUGCCAACACCCAGGAGUGUACAUUCGAAAAUGCGUCCACGCCCGGCGAACCACAUCAAGUAUACCUCUCGUUGUGCCUGCGCUUGACUCGGCACGUGUAACGUGUGGAAGGUUGCCACCUGUCACGGUGUUCCCGAAAUCGCCCUCCUUUUGAGGUGCAGCUGUCUCGCAGAGUCUCGAAUUCCCACCGGAACAUCGCACGUGGCGGUGUUGCGUGAGUGGCGCGGUAACGCGCAUCUCACCGUAGCGCCACGACGCUCUGGUACCACCCCUCCCCCCCCCCCCCCCCUGCUUGAGGGGUCGUCGUGAGACUUUUUUUUCUCUCUUUGACGAGAUUCGUGCCGGGGGCUUUUUUUACGCCUUUGUGGAUCACCGAGGUGGCAACACCCCCCCACGCUACCCCAGUCACGUGCCUUGCCUGCCAGUCACGUGCCUUGCCAGCCAGUCACGUGCCUUGCCUGCCAGUCACUUGCCUUGCCUGCCAGUCACGUGCCUUGCCUGCCAGUCACGUGCCUUGCCUACCAGUCACGUGCCUUGCCUGCCAGUCACUUGCCUUGCCUGCCAGUCACGUGCCUUGCCUGCCAGUCACGUGCCUUGCCUACCAGUCACGUGCCUUGCCUGCCAGUCACUUGCCUUACCUGCCAGUCACGUGCCUUACCUGCCAGUCACGUGCCUUGCCUGCCAGUCACGUGCCUUGCCUGCCCAGUGCUCCCAGCGAGCCAGAGGACCCGCGACGCGGAGUCGAACCCUGGACUCGUGGGUGCCGGACAGGGGGUUCGAAGCGGGCUCCCAGCUGUGCUCGCUGAGCGAUACGUUCGCCAGACGCGCAUUGUUCAAAACCAUUUCUGAGUUAUUGUCUAUUUAUUAAGUACAGUGUUAAUAUUUAUUUAUAGCUAUGAGCCGUUGAUGAAACAUAUCGACACGUGUUUAAAUUUGAACAUUUCUACCAUAUGUUUAUGCUAAUUCACGAACAUGUACAUUUAUUUAUGAUAAUUUAGUGAAUUGUUUAAACAAUCCUAUUUAUUGUCUACGCAUUAAAUACAGUUACUAUUUAUUAAUUGCAUUGUUACUGUUUAUUAAGUUUUGAUCCGAUGUAUUUAUGAAGUAUGGUAACUAUUUAUGGUUUACAGUAUUACUAUUUAUCAUGUCUUGAGCCGAUGAUGAAUCGAAUUGCUUUUAAUGUUUUUUUUAGUUUAAAAUUUCGAUCGAGUAGUCAAGAUUAUAUUGAUUAAUUUAUGAAGAAUUAUUGUUGUGAGACAUCUGUGAUAACUUAAGCUUAUUUAUGUUUAUUUUUUUACAUUUAUUUAUAUCGUACACUGCCUGCGACGGGGGUGUACGAUCGCGCUGACAAGAGGGGUAUGAUGAUGACGACGAUGAUGAUGAUAAUGAGUUGCUGCUGCUCGCGCUGAGCGUCUCGUCGCAAUAAACACUGCAUCCGCUUUCUCUGUCGCGUCUCCUCCUCCUCCUCGGUGCGACCAUGCCGAGUCGGUGGCCCAGCGAUAUUGGCCACGAGGCGAGACCAGUGGAGUCGGCAAACAACAUGGGGCCUCCUUAAAGGCCCGUCGCCUCGUGGUUUGCCGACCGCCAGGACUAGACAGUUGUCUAUGAGACAGUCGCCUGUUAGAUCCGUAACUUCAUGGGACCUCCCUUGCCAGUAUCAAAAUAUAAUGAUAAUAAGUGUUAUUUCUUUAUGGCAAUGAAACCGUUGUGUUAAGAUGCUAAAACGCUAAACAGAAACCUUUCGCAAGGAAUCAUGUCUGCAUUCACCACAUAUACUUGUGGUGAACAUGCAAACACAAAAAA